Molecule: messenger RNA, 531 nt
Organism: Ambispora leptoticha
Lineage: Eukaryota; Fungi; Glomeromycota; Glomeromycetes; Archaeosporales; Ambisporaceae
Source: the annotation of a GenBank genome assembly
AUGCAAUCCUUUUCAUUAGAACUUUAUCCGUUGAGUGGACAAAUCCACAUUGCGUUAUAUACUAAUGUGAAGAAUUCGGCAGACUUAAAAAAAAGACUAUUAUCACACGAUCAGGAAUUAAAAUACGCUUUUAUUGAUGCGAAAGUGGUGUUAGACAAAUUUCAAUUAUUAGUCGCAGUCAACAAUGCAGUACAUUAUGAAAUGUAUUCGAAAUUGAAAACUCAUAAUGUACAUUCUGAAAUUGUUUAUAAUCUUUCUCCAACUACCAACAUUAGCGAAUCAUUGAGAAGGUUUGGUAUUUCCGAUUCUACAAGUGAAAUCAUCGUUGUAAAAGUGGGUGGUAAUAAUGUUGAGGUAAAGUCACAUUUAAAUACAUUAAUCGAUGGUGAAGAAUCUUCUUUGGACGUUUUUUCAAGGUUUGCAGAUCGCAGUUGUAUAAAAAAGUAUUACAAAAUCAGUAAUAAUAUUAAUGAUCAUGAAGAAAUACUUAAUAUAAUUAUUGGAUCUCUAGCGAUCAAAAAUGUAAAUUAA